Lathyrus oleraceus (garden pea) is the source of this 1529-nucleotide messenger RNA. Its product is annotated as F-box/kelch-repeat protein At3g06240. Lineage: Eukaryota; Viridiplantae; Streptophyta; Magnoliopsida; Fabales; Fabaceae. Gene Ontology annotation, molecular function: protein binding. The record is from RefSeq and is a predicted model, not a curated record. The transcript is spliced from 2 exons. The coding region runs from base 396 to 1529 and encodes 377 amino acids.
AAGCUUAAACCUUAAUACCUUCAUUUUGGGGUCCACGUCAAAAGGGAGGACCACCAAAUCUGGACGAGAUUCUUUUGGCUAACGGAUUGAUUCAUCCAAAGAUUUGCCAGCUCAUGAAGGAGGAGCGGAUUGAACCUCGUAUUGAACUCUAUAAAAGGGAGCGCUCAUUCAUUGAAAGGCCUCUCCCUUCUGGCACCGUCACCCUGCUGAAAUCACAUCCCAACCUACACACCAAAGCUCAAUCAACCUGGACGAAAUCGCAGUUCAUUAGAAAAAGCGCUUUGACGAGUAGAGGGUGAAGAUUUGAAGAAGAAGGGGAGAAGAAGUCGAGGACUUGGAGCUAAAGAGUAAGAGUCGCAAUCCUUUACCUGAGUUUUAAGAGUGCGCAAGUUGUGAUGAAAUCCAACGGCAAUCUAUUAUUCCUUCCCGAAGAACUCAUCUUACAAGUUCUGUCAUACCUUCCGGUUAGAUCUUUGACGCAACUGAGAUGCGUGACCAAAGCAUGGAACGCCAUCAUCUCCGAUCCAAAAUUUAUCAAACUGCAUCUUCAACGUUCAAAAAAAAAAAAGAAUCUCACACAAAUCUUAGGCGUGUCUCAGGAAUCUGUUAUCCAACCCUAUCCCCUCAAUACUUUACUAAACAAUCCUUCCAUGAUAAAGUACACCAAACAAUACAUCUCAGCCAGCGUCGACAAUUGCUACGAAUUCAUUGGUUCCUGCAAUGGAUUGAUAUGUUUCAGUGUUAUUUCUUCAACAGAUCUUCAAUACACCUGGUUUCAAUUAUGGAACCCAGCCGCCCACACAUUUUCUGUCUACUUUGGACAUCACUCCAAUCCUCACCAAAAUGCAUAUGACUAUCGCAGGUCUUCCCGCUUUUCAUUUGGUUAUGAUAAUUCAACCGAUACUUAUAAGAUUCUAUCUUUGAGUCCCAACAAAGUCGAAAUAUUUAGUGUAGGGGGUAAUGCUUGGAAAAUUAUUCAACUUCUUCAUGUGGUUCCUUUAGACCAUUGGCAACGUGCUCCAAGAAAACGUCGGCUUUUCAAUGAAGAUUUGUAUUUGAAUGACACUAUAAACUUCUUGGCUCGAGAUAUUGCCGAGCAUAUCGUGAUUAUCUCGAUGAAUCUCGGUACAGAGGCAUAUCGCGAGUUGCUUCCACCUCAAGAUUUUGUGGAAGUUCCACUUCAUUUGCCAACUAUUUAUGUUUUGGGGGACUGUCUUUGUUUUUGUCACCAUACUCAGAAAACUCAUUUUAUUAUAUGGAAGAUGAAGGAAUUUGGAAUUGAGAAGUCAUGGACUCAAUUACUAAAAAUAAGCUAUCAGGAUUUGGAUAUUCGUAUUAAAUAUAAAUAUUUUCUGGCCCCAGUAUGCCUUUAUGAGGAUGGCAUCGCACUAGUACUAGCUAGUCGUCGGCGUGGAUUGGAAGUGAUUCUAUAUAAUUGGAGUGAUAAUACAAUAGAAAAAACUAGAUUGAGCAACUUCGAGUGGAUGUAUCCACAUAAUUAUGUUGAAAGCUUGGUUUCCCCGGAUUGA